Molecule: messenger RNA, 1843 nt
Organism: Populus nigra (black poplar)
Lineage: Eukaryota; Viridiplantae; Streptophyta; Magnoliopsida; Malpighiales; Salicaceae
Product: ATP-dependent zinc metalloprotease FTSH 2, chloroplastic-like
Exons: 5
Coding region: 1-1500 (499 amino acids)
Biological process (GO): proteolysis
Cellular component (GO): membrane; chloroplast thylakoid
Molecular function (GO): metalloendopeptidase activity; ATP-dependent peptidase activity; ATP binding
Source: RefSeq, a predicted model, not a curated record
AUGCCAAAUUUUAAAAACCCUAAAAAAAAAAGUGAACAGGAAAUUAUUGUAGCUUUCGGCCAAUCUAAGGCAAAGUUCCAAGUGGAACCGAACACUGGGGUGACAUUUGAUGAUGUUGCUGGAGUGGAUGAAGCGAAGCAGGAUUUCAUGGAGGUAGUGGAGUUUCUCAAGAAGCCUGAGAGAUUCACUGCAGUAGGGGCUCGCAUUCCGAAAGGUGUUCUUCUUGUUGGACCUCCAGGUACUGGGAAGACUCUUCUGGCCAAGGCAAUUGCUGGUGAACCGGGUGUUCCGUUUUUCUCCAUUUCAGGUUCGGAGUUUGUUGAGAUGUUUGUUGGUGUUGGUGCCUCUCGAGUCCGGGAUCUCUUCAAGAAGGCCAAAGAGAAUGCUCCUUGCAUUGUGUUUGUGGAUGAAAUUGAUGCCGUGGGAAGGCAAAGAGGAACAGGAAUUGGCGGAGGAAAUGAUGAAAGAGAGCAGACCCUUAACCAGCUUCUGACAGAAAUGGAUGGUUUUGAGGGUAAUACUGGCAUCAUUGUCGUUGCAGCAACUAACAGGGCAGACAUUCUUGACUCUGCCUUGUUGAGGCCUGGACGGUUUGAUAGACAGGUGACUGUUGAUGUCCCGGAUGUACGGGGAAGAACAGAGAUACUGAAAGUUCAUGCUAGCAACAAGAAAUUUGAUGCUGAUGUGUCUCUUGGUGUGGUAGCCAUGAGAACACCUGGUUUCAGCGGGGCUGAUCUUGCAAACCUCUUGAAUGAGGCAGCUAUCCUAGCUGGGCGGCGUGGAAAGACAGCAAUUACAUCUAAAGAGAUUGAUGACUCAAUUGAUAGGAUUGUUGCUGGAAUGAAAGCAACCGUUAUGACAGAUGGAAAGAGUAAAAGUCUUGUUGCAUACCAUGAAGUUGGCCAUGCCAUUUGCGGAACUUUGACUACAGGGCAUGAUCCAGUUCAGAAAGUCACCCUCGUUCCGCGAGGCCAGGCACGGGGUCUCACCUUUUUUAUUCCUGCAGAUGAUCCCACAUUGAUCUCCAAGCAGCAACUUUUUGCAAGAAUAGUUGGUGGCUUAGGUGGCAGAGCUGCUGAAGAAGUGAUCUUUGGUGAGUCCGAGGUGACUCCUGGGGCAGCUGGUGAUUUGCAGCAGAUCACCGGUUUGGCUAAACAGAUGGUAACCACGUUUGGAAUGUCUGAAAUUGGCCCAUGGUCACUCAUGGACGCAUCAGCUCAAAGUGCUGACGUCAUCACGAGAAUGAUGGCAAGGAACUCAAUGUCAGAAAAGCUAGCGGUAGACAUUGAUUCUGCCGUGAAGAGGAUAUCAGACAGUGCAUAUGAAAUUGCAUUGAGCCACAUAAGGUACAACCGUGAGGCCAUUGAUAAGAUUGUGGAAGUCCUCCUCGAGAAGGAAACUAUGACUGGUGAUGAGUUCCGAGCAAUCCUCUCUGAAUUUGUUGAGAUUCCAGCUGAAAAUCAGGUCCCUUCCUCAGUAUCCUCCCCAGUGGCUGUGUAAUUAUUGCAUGCUAUUACUCCCCAUAUGUUCACUGCAACUUUGACGAUACAUCUUAAAGCUGGUUAAAUGUAUAAUUUGCAUCUUCGAUUCUGUGGAAGAAGGAAUAAAAACUACUUCGAAACCCAGUAAUGACCAUCCUGCUGUGACUUCAGCGGCAAAUUCAGCAACUUCGUCACUCCAUAGAAAAUGCAGUGAAGUCCUUGAUAAGCAUUUGGUAUCAGUUACGGUCUCAUACUCUGGAAACACAUGAAUUGUCACCUUGACGUGCAUGGAAGUUGUAAUCUGUUUAAAAAACCGAAAGUGUGUGUGUCUAUAUACAUGGAAAUUUCUUAUCCAGGUGCAA